AGAGGUGUUUCGGCCCUCCAGGACCGGAAUUGAAGAACCCUGCCUUAGUGCAUUGAGUUUGCUGAGGUUUUUACGUUUUUCAUUUAUUUCCCGCAACCAGUAGUGGGCGGCGCUACACCAUUUCCGGUGUAAUCUGCCCUAAAACACCACCGAAGAAGAUCACUGAGGUCAGACUGCUACAAGAAGUGAAGAUGCCGACUGCCUACGAGAGGUUCAAUUUGCACACUACCCCAGAGAAGUUCUAUAUUGAGGCCUGUGAUGACGGGGCGGAUGCAGUUCUGGCCAUCGACAGGGUGUCCAAUGAGAUGACCCUGACUGGGAAGAAGGAUGUUCCUCCGUCGGCGAACACCAGGCCCAUCUGUGGCAUCAUGGGGACCGUCCGUCUGGUGGCAGGGAUGUACCUGAUCGUCAUUACCAAGAAGAGGAAUGUGGGCAGCCUGCUGGGCCACGCUGUGUGGAAGGCAGUGGAUUUUGACGUCAUCUCCUACAAAAAGACUGUGCUUCACCUCACUGAGAACCAGACGCAAGACAACAAGACGUUCCUGUCCAUGAUUAACAACGUGCUGACUACAGAUGGAUUCUACUUCUGCACUGACUAUGACCUGACCCACACCGUCCAGAGACUGGCCAACGUCAGCCACGACUUCCAGGAGAUGAGCCUGCUGGAGAGGGCAGAUCAGAGGUUUGUGUGGAAUGGAAGCCUCCUGAGAGAGUUCCUUGCACAGCCGGAGCUCCACAGGUUUGCGAUCCCUGUUGUCCAUGGAUUCAUUGUGAUGAAGCCGUGCCGUGUCAACGGGAAGAUCUUUGAAUGGAUCCUCAUAUCCAGAAGGAGCUGCUUCAGGGCUGGGGUCAGGUACUACGUCAGAGGUAUCGAUUCUGAGGGCCACGCUGCUAACUUUGUGGAGACGGAGCAAAUAGUCCUGUACAAUGGAGGGAGGGCUUCAUUCGUACAGACACGAGGCUCCAUGCCCUUCUUCUGGUCUCAGAGGCCCAACCUGAAAUACAAGCCCAAACCACUGAUCAGCAAGAACACCAAUCACAUGGAUGGCUUCCAGAGGCAUUUUGACUCCCAGGUCCUCAUCUAUGGAAAGCAGACCAUUCUGAACCUGGUCAACCAGAAGGGUUCAGAGAAGCCCCUGGAGCAAGCCUUUGCCAAGAUGGUGACUGGCAUGGAGAACGGCAUGAUCAAGUACGUAGCAUUUGACUUCCACAAGGAGUGCAGUGGGAUGAGAUGGGAUCGUCUGAAUAUCCUGGUGGACAGUGUGGCUGAGACACAAGAUGAAUACGGCUACUUCAUGGUAGACACGGAGGGGAAGGUGUUGUCCCAGCAGAAGGGGACGUUCCGCAGUAACUGCAUGGACUGUCUGGACCGCACCAACGUCAUCCAGAGCAUGCUGGCCCGCCGCUCCAUACAGUCCCAGCUACAGAGGAUGGGUGUCCUGCAUCUGGCCCAGCGGAUUGAGGAGCAGGCUGAUUUUGAGAAGAUCUACAAGAAUGCUUGGGCUGACAAUGCCAAUGCAUGCGCCAAGCAGUACGCUGGUACGGGAGCCCUGAAGACUGACUUCACAAGGACAGGGAAGAGGACCCAGAUGGGUCUGGUUAUGGACGGAGUGAACUCUGCCAUUCGUUACUACAAGAACAACUUCUCUGAUGGCUUCAGACAAGAUUCCAUUGAUUUGUUCCUUGGAAACUAUGCUGUUGAUGAAACAGACGGCCCCACUCCACUCCACAUCCAGAAGGACUGGAAGUUCCUCACGCUGCCCAUCAUCAUGGUGGUGGCGUUCUCUAUGUGUAUCAUCUGCCUCCUCAUGGCUGGUGACACGUGGACUGAGACCCUGGCGUAUUUGUUGUUCUGGGGCACUGCUGCUGCCGUCACCGCUUCCGUCAUCGUCUUCAACGGCCGUGACUUUGUGGACGCCCCCAAACUGGUGCAGAAAGAGAAGAUGGACUGAGUGUGUGUUUUUUUUUGUGGAAAGCAGCUCGGCCCAGCGGACUCCCUAUACCUCUUCAUCUUCUUCCUCUUCUUCCUCCCGGCUGCUCGAGGCUCUGACUCUAUACUUACCUGCUCUCCACACUGUCCUCCUAGGGCUAUGUCCCAAAUGGUACCCUAUUCCCUAUAUAGUGCACUUUAAUGGAGUACUAUUUGGGACGUAGCCCUAGAGUUUCUAUUGGGGUUUCUACUGUAACCCAGAACUCCUGUUUUUCAGGCAUUAAACCCACUAAACUGUAGUCUCCUAUCAGACACUCACAUCUUCAGUUCUGGCCACCUUCCUAUCCCACAUUCCUUAAGUCAUGGCGUGUAUUGACCUUAUGUUUAAUUUAUUUUUUGUUGUCUGUGUUGGAGAGGGUUGGUGGUUGGCGUAGUCGGUCAACCUUGGUGAUGGUGAAGUGGCACAUAGUAUUUGAUCUGAGAGGUGUGAGAAAUCUUUCAAUGUUCAUUCAUUGUUGGUUAUAGAGUAGUCACUAUACCAGUGCUCUCCAACCCUGUUCCUGGAGAGCUACUGUCCUGUAGGUUUUCAUUCCAAACCCUAAUCUAGCGCACCUGAUUCUAAUAAUUAGCUGGUUGAUAAGUUGAAGCAGGCCAGUUACAACUGGAGUUGGAGCGAAAACCUGCAGGAGGGUAGCUUUCCAGGAACAGGGUUGGAGAGCCCUGCACUAUACCAUAGUUGUCAUGUGGUGGGCAUUUUCCAGCUGUCAUAAUAGCCGUGUCUUGUCAGUGUGUUCUAGUUGACCUCACAUUCUUUUGGAACUGUUAUGCUCUUGAUAAGGUUUUCCCUAGCACUACGCAGCUGAUUCAAAUAACCAUCAUCAAGCUUUGAUUAUUUGAAUCAGCUGUGUAGCGCUAGGUCAAAAACCAA
Molecule: messenger RNA, 2858 nt
Organism: Coregonus clupeaformis (lake whitefish)
Lineage: Eukaryota; Metazoa; Chordata; Actinopteri; Salmoniformes; Salmonidae
Product: phosphatidylinositol-3-phosphatase SAC1-A
Exons: 20
Coding region: 192-1952 (586 amino acids)
Biological process (GO): phosphatidylinositol dephosphorylation
Cellular component (GO): endoplasmic reticulum
Molecular function (GO): phosphatidylinositol-4-phosphate phosphatase activity
Source: RefSeq, a predicted model, not a curated record